AUGGCCACAAAUGGCGUGCACCACCCAGCGAUUAUCGAAUCGGCAGACACAGACAAACUUCCACCUGCGCCCGCCGAUCCUCAGAAUAUCAAGGCAUUCCAUGAUCUCGAUCUAAAUACGCUCUCUCCUUCAACACAAGCCGUCCACGCAGAUGACCCGCUUAACAUCCUCGAUGAUGUCGCUCCUGCAAUCCAUGUGAGCACCACUUUCCGUUACGACAAUGACCCAGACCGUCUCUUUCCGACGCAUGAGCGCGAUGCCUCGACGCAUGACUCAAGUAAACACGUCUAUUCGCGACACACAACUCACAGCACCACCCGACUGGAAGCCAUCUUGAGCGUCCUGCUCAAAAAUCCAAGUCUGACAUAUUCAUCUGGCUUAGCCGCCUUCAAUGCCUUGAUAACAUUCUUGAAUCCUAAGCGCGUCUUCAUCACCGCAGGUUAUCACGGUUGCCAUGGAGUGCUGAAGCUGCAUGAAAGACUAUCGGGGCUCAAAGUCUUGCCAUUGGAUGGCAAUCCCGAAGAAAUUCAGAAGGGUGAUCUGGUACACCUCGAGACCCCUAUCAACCCAACAGGACUUGCCUUCAACAUUCAGCAUUAUGCCGACAUUGCACAUUCGAAAGGGGCAUACCUCAGUGUCGAUGCCACCUUCGGUCCUCCUCCGCUGCAAGAUCCUUUCAAACACGGUGCAGAUGUUGUCAUGCAUUCUGGGACCAAGUACUUUGGCGGACAUUCAGAUUUACUUUGUGGAGUUCUGGCAGUGAAAGAGAAGGCUUGGAUACCGCAAAUGGUGACUGAUCGCAUGUUCUUGGGAUCCGUGAUGGGAGGCUUGGAAGGCUGGUUGGGAGUAAGAAGUUUGCGCACACUUGAACUUCGAGUCACAAGACAGAGUGAAAGUGCCCGAAGGAUAGUAGAUGCUUUGGAUGGAGCCUUGACAGGUCAUACGGUCGGUACAGGACUAUCACAAUCGGAUGCCGAUAUUAUUCGAUCGGUCCUCAAGAAAGUCUAUCAUGCCAGCCUGCAGACUCAAGACUACAAGACUUGGCUUAAGAAGCAGAUGCCUAAUGGUUAUGGACCAGUUUUCUCAAUCACCAUGAAGACUCCAGAUCUUGCCAGGAGAUUACCGAGCAAGUUGAACUUGUUUCAUCAUGCCACCAGCUUAGGUGGCGUUGAAAGUCUGAUUGAGUGGCGUACCAUGACCGACGAGACCGUUGACAAGGAUCUUUUGCGGAUAAGCAUUGGUAUUGAGGAUGACAAGGAUUUGCUCGACGACCUCAUACAGGCUUUCAAAGAAUUGGCUGCAGACACCUCUGAGUCGAAAUAG
Molecule: messenger RNA, 1323 nt
Organism: Exophiala bonariae
Lineage: Eukaryota; Fungi; Ascomycota; Eurotiomycetes; Chaetothyriales; Herpotrichiellaceae
Exons: 1
Coding region: 1-1323 (440 amino acids)
Biological process (GO): transsulfuration
Cellular component (GO): cytoplasm
Molecular function (GO): pyridoxal phosphate binding; carbon-sulfur lyase activity
Source: RefSeq, a predicted model, not a curated record